CGCUGCUGUUCGAGAUCCGUUUGUGCAUGUGAACAGAUAGUCACUGCGUCCUUCGCAUCAGCUGAAACUCCAGAUCAUUUCCGUCUUCAUCAUGUGGUGAAGGCGAUUCUGUUUCUUACCCCCCUUCAUGCUCCUUGUUUUUCUUGCAUUCCUUUUUUGCCCGUGGUUGGGUCUCAUGCUCGGUGACGUGUGCCACAGCAGCGAGUGCCGCGUGCGGCGCGAUGGGCGGCGGCGUGUGGACCAGAUCAUUUCUUUUGCCUUCCAAGAGUCUUUACGUUUCCUUCUUCUUAUUGUUCGUUGCGUUCCUCUUCUGUCUUACUUUUGGGUUACCCGAUGUCGGUGCCUCUGACUCGCAGUUCCGCCGUCCGCUGGACAUGACCACCCACCCCCUCUCACUGUCAAGGUGUCGUUCUGCGCGUCUUUCCACGUCGAAAUCUUCGAUGAAUUGCGCCUCACUUAGCCCGUUUUCAGUCUCCACUGAAAUCCCGACACAUGCGCCUCUUCCUUCAUCUACGUGUGCACUUUGCCCUUCGUUUCUACUCGUCCCCGUGGCCUCGCCUCCGUUCGCAACAGGCAAACUGAGCGCGGGACAUGUAGAGGGGGGCCGACGCGCCAGGCGCCCGGUUCACCGUGCGUUUUCGUUUGCGUUUUCUCAGCCAUUCGCCAGCGAAGAACAUCGGAUAAGACACUGCUGCUAUUCGGCUCCUCGGAGUCCUCCAGGCGUCAACAAGUCCGCCAUUUCCAAGAGAAUCCGGGCAGACGACCUGCUGAUCCAGCGAGGCCUUGCCGACACGAAAAGCCAAGCGGCCUCACUUAUUCUCCUCGGACGUGUGGCUAUAUCUGUGCGCGGAAAAGCGCGAAAGAACAGGCAAACGAAGAAAUCCACUGCUGAAGGAAACUCGACGGAAACGGACGCGACUCGGGUGUGCAAGGAAGAGCAAACCUCAGCGUCUGGCGUCCACUCUCGAGAGGAAGCAGAUGAACUGCAGAGUGCGAUUUCGAUGCUGAGCCACUCGUCGAAAGAACCCGUCGCGUUCGUUCCUCACCAAGACCGACUCAAGGCCUGGCAUCGCGUGAUCUCCAGUGGACGCUACCGAAUUCUCACGAAAGCCGGAGAGGUUCUCCGAUUAGAUGAAGCAGACCCGCCGUCCGUGCUGCUUCAUCCGCAGCCUCGUUUCGUCAAUCGAGCUGGAGAAAAACUCGAAGCUUUCCUUGCCAGUCUCUCCUCUUUCUCUAGAGAAAAAAGAACCUACGCGUUUUCUUCUUCGGUUCCUACUUCUUCCUCUUCUGCAUUUCCAGCAUCUUCUUCUCCGUCGCCUGCAUGCCCGUCUGACUUGGUCUCUCCUUCCUUGCGUGCUUCAAAGACUUCUGACCUCGCUAAAAUCCCCGUGGUUGGGAGGAAAUCUCCAGCGCAUGAAGAAGCAGAGCAGAUCCAGAGAGAGGCGAACACGAAGCGGAAACUGACAGCGGCAAAGGGUGACAAUUCGGAGACUGAGACCGAAGGACAAACUCCAGACGAACGAGGAAAAGAGAGGACAGAACCUCUCGAUGUGCUCUCUGAACGAGGACUGGAAAUAGACCUCCCAGCUGUGCAGCAGCGGGAGGAAGGCAGCGAAUGUGAAAAGGGAAAAGGUUGCCGAGAAAACACGGCUUUGCAAGUAAAUGUGCAGAACUUCGAAGAAGAGAAACGAGAAAAGUCCGCUUCGGGAAUCUUCUCUCUCGAGGGAAAAACAGUUCUCGAUGUUGGAUCUUCGACAGGCGGCUUCACAGACUGUUGCCUGCAACGGGGAGUCCACAAAGUCGUUUGUGUCGACGUAGGGAAAGGCGAACUGCAUGCAACGCUGCGCUCCGAUCCACGCGUGGUGGCCAGGGAAGGCGUCAAUGCGCGGUAAGGCUCAACAGAGCUCAGCAGUUUGUGAUCAAGGUUGUACAUCGUUUUAUCCCCGCGACGGAGCGAUUCGCCUCUGAGUAGCAGAAAGGACUUUCAACUACUCUGCCUCAAAGCGGACGACCCGCAGACGGUGGCACUGAUCCUCCUCGCAUGGGAGUAGGGGCUCUGCUAACGGUUGAUGAAAGACAACACACCAACGUUCAGACACCUUGAGGCGCCAUUCGAGCGAAACCGCAAUCGUAUUUCUGUAGAUCCUAGACUCGGAUCAACCGUGCAGACAGACGGACGUUAGGCAGGAUACUGACAAACAGAACAUCCUUGUAGUUGUACGGCUAUUCCAGAUACUGUUUUCGCCUCCUGCGCGGGACUCCAAAGAGAGAAACGCGCGGAUACAGAUCUCCAGGUUUCUUCCGUAGACUCAGUUGUUUUUGCGAAUGGAGGGAGAAACACUCUCUCUACAUCGCCGGCGUCUUUGAGCUGUGCAUGUAAGCCUGAGGACGAUGCUGGACGUACAUCCGGUUCGUUUUCUCUAUAAAAAGGGAGAGGGGAGCGCCCCUUCGUGCUGUCUGUGUUCCGCGGGUUUGACUCAACGACUCUCCAUGUUUCUUUCGCAAUUCACACAAGCGGGAACAGUGUUUUUGUCUUGCGCCGAGAACAUGCUCGACCGGUUACAGCUGAAAACUCCAACGUGUGAGCUGCUGGGGACUGCGCUGAUCAUCCUUCUUGAGUUCGAGGGCAGGUUCUACUUUGUAAGACUUUGCAUCUUUCAUUCGACGCUUCUAUUCCAGCUUUUGAAACGCGUCAGUCGUAAGACUUCGUUGGAAAUCCUCAAUCACUAGCAAAGAAGGCAACUGUACUGGAGUUCCAGCACACUCGCGCGACCGUCCUUGGUGACUAGGUGAAAUCUCCACAUGUCACAAAAGCUUGUGGACGCUAUUUUGAUUUUCUUGAACAUGUCACGAGUUCGAUGAUCUUCGGAUUGCCUCUAAAACUUACGAAUUCCUGCACUUUCGAAUUUCGUUUUGUCGAGAGUCUCUGCACGACCUGGUGGCUUCCUGUCUCAGAAAGCUCUGCAUUGGACACUUGCGUCUUCUGUGUGUGGGAGUACUGUUGCGCGUCUCGUCUUUUCACAGUUGCAUGCGUUUUCGCGCUUUCUCAUGAACAUGCCCAUCUCCAUGGUUUCCGUUUCAGUUCCUGUCCUGCGUGUCAGAGAGGCACCCGGGCGUGAAGCGUCUUGCGAUCAGUAAAUUCAGGAUUUGAAACCCCAGUGAUUCUUGGUGUUUUGAAGACGUUUCUCGGAACGCGUCGUCUAGAGUUUGGUCCCCGGUUCUUCGCGCCCUUGCAGAAAUCGUGUACUUGCAUUCUUCGUUUUGAGUUGCCAAUGAUGGAAAGUCUGGUGGCGAAGCCUCAUCCCUCUCGCUGAAGCGUUGCGGGGAGAGCCGGGGGAGUGGAGAGCAUUGCAUGCAAUCCGUUUCUCAGGUCUCUCUGUUGUGACUCCUUCAGUUUAGGAAGGGAAGUGAGAGCGAAGGUGCCUUCCAUGUACACUUGAUCGCUGAGGCCUCGGCGACAUUCCACGAGAAAUACAGUCCAAUUGCAUAGUUUUCUCCGUGGUGGUGUUCCUCCUGUUACCUGUACAGUGCUCAAUAGACCCGUCUUUUCCUGUGGUUCGUUAGCCGCCUGUCUACAGAUUGUUCGACCUCAUGUACAGCUUCGGUGAAAGCGAGGUUUUCUGGAUUUCUUUAUGGUUCUUUACCGCACUUUUGUGCGGGAUACUCUCUUAUCCAAUUUUCUAGUUUCGUCAGAACUGAAGUCAAAUCAAGGAUCGAAUUCCGUCCUUCCUGUUCAUUCUGGGAAUCGGUUUCUGCUGAGACGUCGAGUCUACUUUAGUUCCUCGUCAAAAGUGCAUGUCGACUUAUCGGGACUGGUACCUGCACGCUUGCAUGCAGUUGUGAAGCUCGCUGUGAGAAAAGAAAGUGGAGGCGCAGAAUCUGCGACAGCGUCAACACUUCGAGUUGUAUAUUCGAUGUCUGUACAACAGCGCAUGCCUGGUUUCAUGUAGGAGACAUGAAAGUGACAACGCGUGUGGUAAAGUUUUUAUCUCAGGAAACAUGCAUUUUCUGUAAAUGAGGAGCAUGCAGAAACAUAUUGUUCAUCGUUACUUCUCACAAGCACUGGGCAGGUGUCAGGGUCCUUGUCCUUCGUAACUACACUUUGCGGAUUCCUGCGGUCUUUGUGAAGAGCUGGUUAAAUAAUUUUUUUGACUGCAGGACCCCCUCUCAUAUCCGCAUGAAACGCUUGUUGCAACAAGGCGACUGAACUUUAUCUGCUGUCAAAGCGCCUGGAAAGAAGGACACACAUGUUUAGCUGCAGAUGUGUGAAUUGCAGGUAUCUCACCGCCGCGGAUGUUGGGCAGGAAGACUUCGACUGCGUUCUUGUAGAUCUUUCUUUCAUUUCGCUGAAAAAAGUCCUGGAGAGAGUCUGGACAUUUGUCAGAUCCGAAGGACUUCUCAUUCUCCUCGUCAAACCUCAGUUCGAGGUCACUCCGGUAAGGCGAGUUCCUCUGUGUACACGGCUUUGUAUUGUUGCCUAUUUUCUACACGGUGCUUGUGCCAGUGCAGCCUCUUCGUUUUCUUCGGUAGCAACAGUGCACACCCGUCAGCGGCAACUCGUGAACUGGGUUCUGCAAAGAGUCGGUCCCCCCUCCGUCCUUUUUCAAAAUUGGGAAAAGCAUACACGAAUGCUGGAGUCUUCGCUCAGUCACCUUUCUUGGCGAUCUGCUUUUGUGGAGCGCGGUGCCUUGUUCGCCCUGGUCUCUGCUGGAAAUGCGCGAAAAAAACAUGAGGAGGCAGUGCUUCCACCUCGCCGGGCAUGCCCUUCUUGCCGAGGGGAGAUUCAGAAAAAGGGAUAUCCUGCAACUGUUUUUCAAGUGGAAAGACAAGCUGCACAACACUAAUGAUACGCACUUUGGCAGUCUCCUCCAUGAUGAUGGAUCUUUCUCGCAUGGAAGACUCGCCUUGAAUUCUUGUUGAUCUGGCGGGUGUCGCGGGGCAGACGAAAGCUUUCCUUACGCCUGGUGCGUAUGUCCUAUCCAUACUACUCAGCAGUCGUUCUUAAGCUCGAACCAUGUACGUUUGCAGAUAAUCCAUAGUUCAACAUCACAGGCGACCGCUGCUCAACCUGGGACUGUAUGUUAUCUACUCGCGGCCGUUCUGUCAACAGAACCUGAAACACAAUUUUGUGCGUCUUCACAGAUGCCCAGACACUCACGAAAAUCGCGAAUCCUUGUCAAAGAGUGAUCGUCGUGCGUGACCAAAGGCCUUCGG
Toxoplasma gondii ME49 is the source of this 5214-nucleotide messenger RNA. RefSeq lists its product as hypothetical. Gene Ontology annotation, biological process: methylation. The transcript has 4 exons. Gene Ontology annotation, molecular function: methyltransferase activity; RNA binding. The coding region runs from base 222 to 1892 and encodes 556 amino acids. NCBI's taxonomy places the organism in Eukaryota, Apicomplexa, Conoidasida, Eucoccidiorida, Sarcocystidae. The record is from RefSeq and is a predicted model, not a curated record.